GUAAUACAUCAGAUUAUUUCACGAUUAUUCGCCGAAUUCGAAGGUGAACAAUUGCCGUAAUAUAAUUGCUCCGGUACUUUCGAAUUCUGUUGUAAAUUCAUUCUGCUGUCGAAACUGUUCUGUAAAUAAAAAAAAAACUUUUCGUGUCUUUCAUUAAAAUUAUUUUGAUUACUUCUAUCAAGAAUGGCAGCCAGUUACCACUAGAAUUUAUUGUGCGACUUCUCGAGCAACUCUUGCGCUUGUCGCAUGCUCUCCAAAUUUCCUAUCACUCAUCCAUCCAUAACUCGAUAUAUAAUCACGCUUACAAUGAACCGAUUCUUAAUUUAACGGUUAUGGUAUCGUCUACGAGGGAAUCCUCGAACAAUCAGAGCGCGCACACCUUUAUAAUCACCAGAGCAGUUGUACUAACACAAAUUAAACCAACAAUCGUUCUCCAAUAUGAGAUGGGGUUAAGUCUCAAGAUGACUGAAGGUAAAAUGCCAGUCAGUGGCAUAUGAGGUGAGGCAAAAUUGACAGCAGACACCGAAAAUGCCUGGGACCGAAUUCUUGCUGGGGUACUCUAAAAUGCGUGGUUACCAAGCCGUCGCCAUUACGUAACGACGGAACAUUUCCUCGUGAAAUCGAAUAGCACCGGAGCAGCAGAACUGUAGAAGAAUGUCUGAAGAAAAGGAUUCAACUAAAGCUGAAUAUUGGACCGAUCGUUGGAAGGAAGGGAAUACUGGCUGGCAUCGGCAAGAAGUAAACGCAUAUCUAAUUAAGUAUGUUGACGAGCUCACUGGUGGAAGAGCGAAAGUGCGUGUAUUCGUGCCUCUCUGCGGCAAGUCAGUCGAUAUGUUGUGGUUAGCCGAGCAAGGACACGCUGUAAUAGGGGUAGAGGUUGCUAAAAAAGCAAUAGAAAAUUUUUUCUUAGAAAAUAAUCUGAGUUUCACCGUGGAAAUCGUUAAAAUGGCCGCGGAAAGCGAACCUGUGGACAAGUACAAGUGCAACGAAAAGGAUAUCACAAUCUUUUGCUGUAAUCUGUUCAGUGUUACGGAAGAUGAUGUCGGUGGCAGAUUUGACGCUAUUUGGGACCGCGGAUCUUUGUCUGCUGUUGCUCCUGCAUUCAACGAUAAUGGCAAACGAUACACGAAAAAGAUGCGUUCACUUCUCGCAAGCGAUGGAAACUAUAUGUUAGAAAGCCAUUACUAUGAAGUUGACCGAGGAACAAGGCCACCAGCCUGCAUAUCUGAAGAGCUUAGGAAUGAAAUUUAUGGAGAAGAUUUUAUCAUCAGAGAGCUGGAAGUAAAUAGGCUGGAAGAGGAUCCUAACAGGAGCUUAUCUUUCGCUUUAGAUCUGCACUAUCAUUUAUUCAAACCAAAGGAAAGCUAAUGAAGGCAUCCGAAUGCAGUACCCUAGACUAAUUAGCCCAACUGAUGCUGAUUGCAAGGGAAUGCACGAUUUUUUCUACCUGAGAAACUUUAGAACCUAGGUGAUUCUAUCACAGCUUGUAUACAAUUGAUUCCGACUCGAUUUGGUUGUUGUUUGUUUUUCCUUUUUUAAGACAUUUCAUAUUUAGUGCAGAAGUCAACAGCAGAGUAAAGUGAGGUCUCAUUUAUAAGAUGAAUGUACUAUUUGAACAAUGCAAGGACAGUGAAAAUCUGGUUUUUGGCGAGUGAUA
This is a messenger RNA of Pocillopora damicornis (cauliflower coral), 1657 nucleotides long. RefSeq names its product putative thiopurine S-methyltransferase. Gene Ontology annotation, molecular function: thiopurine S-methyltransferase activity. NCBI's taxonomy places the organism in Eukaryota, Metazoa, Cnidaria, Anthozoa, Scleractinia, Pocilloporidae. The record is from RefSeq and is a predicted model, not a curated record.